AUGCUCUGCGACGACAUCCGAGCCGCCUGCCGCCUGGGCACCACCACCAAGCCCGGCGCGGGAGUGGCCGGGAAGCAGAGCAAGCUCUCCUGCUGGGCCACCGUCCAAGGCAUCGGGGUCCCCAAGAAGGCGGUCGUUCCACCGCCUUCCGAGGCGUUAUCCGAUGGGGAGAAGAACGACGACCCACCCUCCCUGCCGCGGCCGGCCAGCGGCUCGACGGUUGGGAGCGGAAGCGGAGAGGGGGAUGACCAAGAAGAUGGAAACGGAGAUGACCAUGAAACCUCCAUCUCACGGAAGCGCGUGUUCUCCAAGUACGAUGAAGAGACGACGAGCAUCCUGACAGAGUGGUUUCUGGCGCACAAGAGGUGGCCUUACCCAGCCUCCAAGGAGAAGAACGAACUCGCGGAAAAGACCAACCUCACCACCCUGCAAAUUUCUAACUGGUUCACCAACAAGCGCAAGAGGCACUGGACUCCGGUAAUCAAGAAACGAACGAGGUCGCCGAGAGACUUCUUCGAGGACCCCUCCCCUGUGGAAAAAAAACUGCCGCUGCCCCAAGAGCAACAAGAAGAGCGGCAGCGGCCGUCCCAGCCACCGCCGCAGCAAUCGCCGCCUCAGUCCCAACAGCAACGGGGCAUUGGCCUGGGGGGGGCUAACUCCUUCGCAUUGGCGGACACGGGACAGCACGGGAGGAACAACGGCAACGGUAACAGCAGCGGCACGCAGGCGGCUCGGCAGGCGGCCAACAUGGACCCGUCCAUUCGAAAGGAUGGGGGUUGA
Ectocarpus siliculosus is the source of this 780-nucleotide messenger RNA. The record is from the annotation of a GenBank genome assembly. NCBI's taxonomy places the organism in Eukaryota, Phaeophyceae, Ectocarpales, Ectocarpaceae.